AUGGCGACCACAAUGACCUCCUCGCUCGGCCGCGCAUUCACCAAGCGCCAGAAGCGGCCAGAGGUCUCGGCUCCGAUGCCCUUUCGCGAGGGACAGCCCCGUUUCGCCGCCGGAACCAUCAAGCGCUCCAAGAUAUCGGCGCCGAUAGAACUCAUCUCGACCACCAACCUGCUCGCAUACACCGCUCCAGACAUACAGAAGCACAACGGCAACAACUUCGGAGCAAAGAGCCCACCAGUCGUCUCGCGGCCGCCCGUCAAACACCCGCACCAGACCCUCGCACACUCUACUUCUUCCUCUUCCUCCUUCAGAUCCGCAGACGAGUCGGACGCCAGCAACUCGCUCCGAACGCCCAGCACGACACUUACGUCUCCCUCCUUGCCACCGUCGGCAGAAUCAUCGCCCAUCCUGCGAGACCAGUCCAACCCCAACCCGCUAGCAUGCUACUUUGACCAGAAAGACAGCCCCGUCUCUUCGCCUAGGGAAACUACUCCUUCCAUCCCCUCUCGGGCCCUCAGCCAUACCAAGAAAUCACACCAGGAACUGUCCCGCCAACGAUCGAGCGCGUCUACUUCCUCGGGACCCAAGAAUACAUCCAUCUCAGCCACGCAUGCAUCUCACUCUGCUGCGUCUCGAGGUCAUGCGCAGGACACCAGCGUCCACGCUCACCCGUUCGGCAAGGAGCUGGAACAGGUCAAUGAGGUGGCUGAGGAGUUCUCUGUUGGUAACUUCUUCCGGGACGAGGAUGAGCGUAUCCUCGCUGACAAGGGGCUGAUCAAGGUCGAUGUGGUAGAGUAUCUUAAAGAGGUACAGGGGGUGUACGCCUUUGUGUUUGGAGCAGACGUCGCUAGCAGAGACUGGAUCUGA
Messenger RNA from Arthroderma uncinatum, 867 nucleotides. RefSeq lists its product as uncharacterized. The record is from RefSeq and is a predicted model, not a curated record. NCBI's taxonomy places the organism in Eukaryota, Fungi, Ascomycota, Eurotiomycetes, Onygenales, Arthrodermataceae. Bases 1 to 867 code for a protein of 288 amino acids. The transcript has a single exon.